Trematomus bernacchii (emerald rockcod) is the source of this 826-nucleotide messenger RNA. RefSeq names its product transmembrane protein 229B-like. The record is from RefSeq and is a predicted model, not a curated record. The transcript has 2 exons. The coding region runs from base 89 to 610 and encodes 173 amino acids. NCBI's taxonomy places the organism in Eukaryota, Metazoa, Chordata, Actinopteri, Perciformes, Nototheniidae.
ACACACACACACACACACACACACACACACACACACACAGGGAAGCAGAGGGAUUACAAAGGCACAGAGACCCAUAUGCUGCCCAGGGAUGGAGGCGAGAAAGCUAAAUGCGAGAAGGAGUAAUGACCAAGGAAGUGGUUUUGAAGAUGAAGCCCCACCACAUGGGAGCCUCCCAGGUCGUCCUCUCUCUGCUGUAGCUCGUCUGUACGUGUACGCGCUUCAUGGCUGCCUGUGCGAGGUGGCCUUCACUGCAGUGUGGGACUGGUGCAGCACCGCGGACAGGAGGCUGGCGGGCCACAGCAGCUUGUGGGCGCUGCCUAUGUACGCCAUUGCUAUCUACCUCAUUGAGAGCCUGAGAGAGCGGCUGCUGGCUCGGCGUCUUCCGCUGCCUCUGCGUCUGGCAGCCUACACCAUGUUCAUCUACCUGUGGGAAUUCAGCUGGGGGGUGGGGCUGAGUCUGCUGGGGGCCUGUCCAUGGGACUACUCAGGUUUUAGGUACAACCUGGGAGGACUGGUGACUCUGGAAUAUGCAGUGCCCUGGACUGUGGCGGCGUUUAUGGCUGAGCAGCAUGUGAUCAGGAACACUCUGAGGAUACGACUGUUCAACUGAACUGAUAAUAAUCUGGAAUACUGCACUUCCAAAAAACUACAAUGUAGUAACAUAAUUUCAGGAACAACACCACACUAUUGUGCUUUUUUAUUUGAUGUUUUAAGUUAAAAUGGUGAUUCAUUAAAGCUGACAACAUUUUCUGUAUUUCUUUUAUCACAGACCAAAACAAGACUGGUGGAUUGGUAGACUAAUGUAAAUAAAUGAUUUUAAGGAAUA